AUGCCAUCAGACUUGCGUGAUCAUCUAGAACGAGACGGCUUCGUCAGGAUCCCGUCGGCCCUCUCGCAAGAUGAGAUUGAUGCCUUGAGGACUGCUUGUCAAGAUGUCGCUCACUUGGGACGUGCAGGCAAGUGGCCUUUUGUCAGGACUCUUCCAAAGCAGUUUCCACCUUGGAACUCGGACGUCUCGAACGGCAUAUGGGGCGUGCAACAUCUCAUGCAUCCAGACCUCCCUCAUCACGAUACAUUUGCCGCCUCGUACUUCGCGCCCUACAUCAUUGCGGCUGUGACAGAUCUCCUCCAAUGCUGUGCUAACGAUCUGGUGCUUGAGUUAUACAAUCUUUUGGUUCGACCUGAUGUAGACUUCGCUCUUCGAUGGCAUCGAGACGAUAUAGGCCCGGAAGUGUCGGCUCAAGAAGAGCUGGACCGCCUGCGAGAGCCUAUGCUUCACGCUCAAUGGAACUUGGCUCUAUAUCCUGAUGAAUCUUUGAUUGUGGUUCCGGGCUCACAUCUGCGUGCAAGGACAGAAGAAGAACGGUGUGCGGACCCCUUCGAAGACGAAAUGCCAGGGCAAAAGGCUGUGAAGAUGAACCCUGGAGAUAUCAUAUUCUACAACAACAACAUCCUGCACCGCGGCGUGUAUCGUAGCUCAGCAGAACGAAUGACUCUUCAUGGAUCCAUGGGUAUCGCAGGGGCCGAUCCUGCUAGAGCGCGUAACGUCUUACAACAUGGCGUGGGGACUUGGGUCGGACGCUGUGACUUCAGCGGUAUACAAGGUGAAGCGGACGGUCAACAAGCCUCUGCUUUGGCGGACGACAUGAGGAACAGGCUGGUUGUGAUGGGCUCAGACCAGGUUCUAAGCUUCUCCCAGCCGUUCGACGAGUGA
Aureobasidium subglaciale EXF-2481 is the source of this 885-nucleotide messenger RNA. RefSeq lists its product as uncharacterized. Bases 1 to 885 code for a protein of 294 amino acids. NCBI's taxonomy places the organism in Eukaryota, Fungi, Ascomycota, Dothideomycetes, Dothideales, Saccotheciaceae. The record is from RefSeq and is a predicted model, not a curated record. The transcript has a single exon.